Molecule: messenger RNA, 1193 nt
Organism: Oldenlandia corymbosa var. corymbosa
Lineage: Eukaryota; Viridiplantae; Streptophyta; Magnoliopsida; Gentianales; Rubiaceae
Source: the annotation of a GenBank genome assembly
AUAGAAGGCAACACAUAGCGCGUACAUUUUUGCUACCACAUUUUUAUCAUUUUUUUGAGCGGGCUUAAAAUGGCGGAAAGAUGUCCAGCAAAACACUUCGUGCUGGUUCAUGGAGCUUGCCACGGCGCGUGGUGCUGGUACAGGGUGGUGGUUUUGCUUGAGAAACACGGCCACAAAGUCACCGCCGUGGAUUUAGCCGCUUCCGGCCGGAACGUGGACCGGCGGUUGGAAGACUUGCGGACCAUCGACGACUAUCAUCAGCCGCUUUACUCGUUCUUGGAGGGAUUGUCGGAGGAGGACAAUCGCGAUAAGGUGAUUCUGGUGGGCCAUAGUAUGGGCGGCUAUGCGGUUUCCUCCGCCAUGGAAAGGUUCCCCGAGAAAAUCAGUUGGGGUGUUUUCGUUUCAGGAUUCAUGCUUGGUCCUGAUUUGACUGUGGACGAUCUUAGUCCUAAGUUACCAGAACCUGACUAUUACAUGGAUUCAGAGUGGAAAAUCAUCCAAGUGAAUGAAAAGACCCAAACCCAUAUAACCUUCGGAAACAAGUACUUUGCAGCCAAUUUGUACCAGCAUUCGCCACCUGAGGAUCUACAACUUGCAAGUUUACUAGUCCGACCAACUAGAUUCUUCACGGAUGAUGAGUCGAAAAAACAACUGCUGGUUACGAAGGAGAAGUACGGAUCAGUCCGGCGGGCAUUUAUCGUCGGACACGCUGUGGAGGAACGGGCGGAGAUGCAGAGAUGGAAUGCAGAAAAGAAUCCGCCAGAUAUGACUAUUGAAAUACAAGGAGCGGAUCAUAUGAUCAUGUUCUCUAAAUCUCAAGAACUUUGCAAGUUUCUACUUGAAAUAGCUCAACAGGCAAAUGAGCAUCCCAGAUUAAUUUUUGAACAUUAAUUUCCGCGCUGCAAAAAUAGUUUGUUCCCAAAACUUUGUUCAGGUGCUAGUAGUUUUUUGGGAAAAAGUUUGUUCCCAAAACUUGUUCAUUUUCUAGUGAAAAUGAAAAAAAUAAAGCUAAUGAAACAUGACGAGGGAUAAUGGAAUUCUUUUGGGGAUGUCAUUAUUUUAAUUUCUAAAUUUUGGGAUUGAUUCCCUCGUUCUUUAUUAUUUGCAUUACUUUGUGUUCUUUCAUUUAUUUUUACUCAAGACUCAAGACUCUAAACAAAUAUAUAUAUAUAUAUGUUACUAUAUUAGAAACA